Drosophila ficusphila is the source of this 1067-nucleotide messenger RNA. RefSeq names its product dual specificity protein phosphatase 18. Lineage: Eukaryota; Metazoa; Arthropoda; Insecta; Diptera; Drosophilidae. Gene Ontology annotation, biological process: protein dephosphorylation. Gene Ontology annotation, cellular component: cytoplasm. Gene Ontology annotation, molecular function: protein tyrosine/serine/threonine phosphatase activity. The transcript is spliced from 2 exons. The record is from RefSeq and is a predicted model, not a curated record. The coding region runs from base 189 to 875 and encodes 228 amino acids.
GUUGGCUUGCCAGAAAGAAUUGUAUCGUUCUCCUCCGAAUUCCCGAAGAACUUCAGUGUUUUUUUACCGAACCGCCGGAGAGACCGAGGCGGAAAAUAGUUUUCAUUUGUGGCCUGGAAUCCGAGGAAUUUGUUUAUUGCGGAGCGUAAAUUCUUGAUUAAGUGGCGCGAACUUUUGAGAUCACCAGCAUGCAGGAGUUAAUAGUGGGAGGCAUCGGCGAGGUGCUGCAGAAGGUACCAUUUGAUAAUGAGAACGAGAAGGAAAAUCGCCAAAACAAGUUAAAUGACGCCGAUCCAGAGGAGCACACACCGUUUCCUGGCAUGUCUCGCCUGACUCCCUCCCUGAUCCUUUGUGGAGCGGCGGCGGUGGUGCCCGCGUACAUGGACAAGCUGGGCGUCAGUUGCGUCAUCAACGUGGCGCCGGAGCUGCCGGACACACCGCUGCCCAGCCAGAAGAACCCGCUGUACCUGCGCAUCGACGCCCAGGACCGUUCCGAGGUGGACUUGUCCAAGCACUUCGACGAGGUGGCCGACCUGAUCGAGGAGGUGCGCCGCUCCGGGGGCUGCUCCCUGAUCCACUGCGUGGCCGGGGUCAGUCGGUCGGCCAGCUUGUGCCUGGCCUAUCUGAUGAAGCACGCGGGGAUGAGUCUGCGCGAGGCGUACCAACACAUCCAGUCCAUCCGGCCACAGGUUCGGCCCAACUCCGGAUUCUUCCAGCAGCUGAGACGCUACGAGCUGGAGCUGAAGGGCAGCUGCUCGGUGGCCAUGGUGUACUUCGCCUCGCUGGACAAGGAGAUCCCCGACCUGCUGGAACCCCAGUACAGGGCCAUGGAGGACUUCUACCAGCGGUACCGCAGUUCCCUCAAGAAGCGAUAGGUCGCCCACUCAGCACCACUUAAUCUAACUUGUGAUACUUGUACUACUAGACCCUACUACUAGAUUAGAUCUUAAUAUUCUAUCUGCUCGUAGAUAACCAUGCUGAAUCUUACAUAAGUCCGCCGAGUCAAUGAUGUAUGCUUAGAGCUCGUAAUUACAAAUACACUUUAAUUUUCGUUUAAGAACAUUGAA